Molecule: messenger RNA, 4467 nt
Organism: Cercocebus atys (sooty mangabey)
Lineage: Eukaryota; Metazoa; Chordata; Mammalia; Primates; Cercopithecidae
Gene: FBH1
Product: F-box protein, helicase, 18
Biological process (GO): replication fork processing; double-strand break repair via homologous recombination
Cellular component (GO): nucleus
Molecular function (GO): 3'-5' DNA helicase activity; ATP binding; hydrolase activity
Source: RefSeq, a predicted model, not a curated record
GCCUGGACCACAGACAGAGUGAGCCUCCGUCUCAAAAAAAUAAUAAUAAUAAUAAUAAUUGGAUGAUAUCUUGAAGCUCCUACCGGAUAAAGUCCAAUUUCUUUUUUUGAAGCCCAGUUUCUUUAUCAUUAUGUGUAAGGACUUUUGUAGUCUGUGGCUCCAAAUUCCUUUUCCAGCCUUGUCUCCUGUCAUUCCUCAUCAGGGAACCUCUUGUUUUGAUGAAGCCCAGCUUUCCUGCCACAUGCCUCUGUAUUUUUGCACACAUUGUUUUCUUCCGCCUUACUGAAUCCCACAAUUCUUUCAAGGCUCAACUCUUCAUAAAGCCUUUUUCAACUUGCCUAACUCUGUUUACGUUUCUUUACUAUCACAACACUUCAUGCAUGCAUUUAUGUGGUUGUUAUAUUGCUUGAUGUUUAGUAACUUGUGUUUGUUUUGGUAGCCGCCUUAUGGAUAGGCUUAUUCAGUUUUGUAUCACUAAUGUCUAAAAUAGCAUUUAACACCAAGGAUACCACAAGACAAAGCCCUCACGGAGUUUAUAAUGAAUCUGAGACAUAGCAGAUACGUAAAAGUAGUUGUGGAAUGAAUUGACUGUAGAAAAAACCCUUCAAAUAUAUAAAAUUAUAUUCUAGACCAUAAGUAGUGAUCUUUCUCAUGUUUUUCACACAUUCCUUCCUUAGGAAAAACAUAGACUGGAAAGCCCCGCCCAUCCUUGUUGGCUGUCAUACACGAGUGCUGUCUCCAAGGGAGUCAUAGGUGUCCCAGAUGUGAGAGGAUCCCGGGGAGAUUGAGCUUACUACCUGGGAACUUGUGGAUUUCUGGAGAAGCAGGCUGUGGUAGCCUGGCUGUGCGUCAGUGAAUACCCGGGAAGGGAGCUGGAGCUCUAUUUUGCUUGCUUUCUGUAUUUGUUUCUUUUAGAGCUAAUGGGGACACAAUAUUUUCAAGUUUUUCCAUUUCAGGUCUAUGGCAUUUAGUGGUAUUUUCCUUAUAGUUAUGUUUUCCAAAUACUUUUCAAUUUCUUUGGUUCUGACAUUUCACAAUGAUUUUUUAAAAAAUGUAAUAUGGAAAUUAAACUUGAGGUUUUCAGAAGCUGCUUUCAAGGUUUCUAGAUGCAGAGAAAAGAAUAUCACCGUAGGAAGUGCACUGGACUAGGGGAGUCAGGAGACCCGGGUUCUUGCGUUGGCGCCGUCACUCAUGAGCUACGAGGUGAAUUCAGGCUGCCAUUGGACCUGUGGAGUGCCUGAGUCAUGUGAUAAUGGGCCACAUUGAGGACCCCUGGGCCAUCUCCACAGGAGAUGCCAGAGGACAAGUGCCCACUUGCUGAUCUUCACGGAGCACCCUGAAAUGAGACGGUUUAAGCGGAAGCAUCUUACUGCCAUCGACUGCCAGCAUUUGGCUCGGAGUCACUUGGCUGUGACCCAGCCCUUCGGUCAGAGAUGGACAAACAGAGAUCCAAACCAUGGUCUCUAUCCUAAACCCAGAACAAAAAGAGGGAGUAGGGGUCAGGGACGUCAAAGAUGUAUCCCUGAGUUCUUCCUAGCAGGCAAGCGGCCGUGCACCAAUGACAUGGCCAAAAGCAAUUCUGUUGGCCAGGACAGCUGUCAGGACUCUGAGGGUGACAUGAUCUUUCCUGCAGAGAGCAGCUGUGCACUGCCUCAGGAAGGCAGUGGAGAAGCAUGGCUGGGCUCAUCAGGGUCUGCCCCGCCCUCCAGGAAGCGGUCUCGGUCCUCUGAGGAAGAGAGUAACCAGGCUACUGGAACCAGCCGGUGGGAUGGAGUUUCUAAGAAAGCUCCGCGGCACCAUUUGACUGUGCCAUGCACAAGGCCUAGGGAGGCCAGGCAAGAAGCAGAGGACAGUACGUCUCGACUCUCUGUGGAGUCUGGAGAAACCGACCAAGAUGCUGGGGACAUGGGUCCUGAUCCCCUUCCUGACUCAUACUAUGGGCUUCUUGGGACCUUGCCCUGCCAGGAAGCACCAAGCCACAUUUGUAGCCUGCCUAGUGAGGUCCUGAGGCACGUGUUUGCCUUCCUCCCGGUGGAAGACCUCUAUUGGAACCUGAGCUUGGUGUGCCACCUGUGGAGGGAGAUCAUCAGUGACCCUCUGUUCAUUCCUUGGAAGAAGCUGUACCAUCGAUACCUGAUGAACGAAGAGCAAGCUGUCAGCAAAGUGGACGGCAUCCUGUCUAACUGCGGCAUAGAAAAGGAGUCAGACCUGUGUGUGCUGAACCUCAUACGAUACACGGCCACCACUAAGUGCUCCCCGAGUGUGGAUCCUGAGAGGGUGCUGUGGAGUCUGAGGGACCACCCCCUGCUCCCCGAGGCUGAGGCGUGUGUGCGGCAACACCUCCCUGACCUCUACGCUGCUGCCGGGGGUGUCAACGUCUGGGCCCUGGUGGCGGCUGUGGUGCUCCUCUCCAGCAGUGUGAAUGACAUCCAGCGACUGCUCUUCUGCCUCCGGAGACCCAGCUCCACGGUGACCAUGCCAGAUGUCACCGAGACCCUGUACUGCAUAGCCGUGCUUCUCUACGCCAUGAGGGAGAAGGGGAUUAACAUCAGCAAUAGGAUUCACUACAACAUUUUCUAUUGCCUAUAUCUUCAGGAGAAUUCCUGCACUCAGGCCACAAAAGUUAAAGAGGAGCCAUCUGUCUGGCCAGGCAAGAAAACCAUCCAACUUACACAUGAACAACAGCUGAUUCUGAAUCAUAAGAUGGAACCUCUCCAGGUGGUGAAAAUCAUGGCGUUUGCAGGCACUGGGAAGACCUCAAAUGGUGUCCUUGAAGCAAGCCGCCUCUGGGAUAACAUGCGGAAGCUGGGGGAGUGCACAGAAGAGGCGUACCAGAUGACUCAUGACGGCUACUUGAAACUCUGGCAGCUGAGUAAGCCUUUGCUGGCCUCUUUUGACGCCAUCUUUGUGGAUGAGGCCCAGGACUGCACACCAGCUAUCAUGAACAUAGUUCUGUCUCAGCCAUGUGGGAAAAUCUUUGUAGGGGACCCGCACCAGCAGAUCUAUACCUUCCGGGGUGCAGUCAACGCCCUGUUCACAGUGCCCCACACCCACGUCUUCUAUCUCACGCAGAGUUUUCGGUUUGGUGUUGAAAUAGCUUAUGUGGGAGCUACUAUCUUGGAUGUUUGCAAGAGAGUCAGGAAAAAGACUUUGGUUGGAGGAAACCAUCAGAGUGGCAUUAGAGGUGACGCAAAGGGGCAAGUGGCCUUGUUGUCCCGGACCAACGCCAACGUGUUUGAUGAGGCCGUACGGGUGACGGAAGGGGAAGUCCCUUCAAGGAUACAUUUGAUUGGGGGGAUUAAAUCAUUUGGAUUGGACAGAAUCAUUGAUAUUUGGAUCCUUCUUCAGCCAGAGGAAGAACGGAGGAAACAAAACCUCGUCAUUAAAGACAGAUUUAUCAGAAGAUGGGUGCACAAAGAAGGCUUUAGUGGCUUCAAGAGGUAUGUGACCGCUGCUGAGGACAAGGAGCUCGAAGCCAAGAUUGCAGUUGUUGAAAAGUAUAACAUCAGGAUUCCAGAGCUGGUGCAAAGGAUAGAAAAAUGCCAUAUAGAAGAUUUGGACUUUGCAGAGAUGGAGUCUCGUCAUGUUGGCCAGGCUGCUCCUGAACUCCCAACCUCAGAGUACAUUCUGGGCACUGUGCACAAAGCCAAAGGCCUGGAGUUUGACACUGUGCAUGUUCUGGAUGAUUUUGUGAAAGUGCCUUGUGCCCGGCAUAACCUGCCCCAGCUUCCCCACUUCAGAGUUGAGUCAUUUUCUGAGGAUGAAUGGAAUUUACUGUAUGUUGCAGUAACUCGAGCCAAGAAGCGUCUCAUCAUGACCAAAUCAUUGGAAAACAUUUUGACUUUGGCUGGGGAGUACUUCUUGCAAGCAGAGCUGACAAGCAACGUCUUAAAAACAGGCGUGGUGCGCUGCUGCGUGGGACAGUGCAACAAUGCCAUCCCUGUCGACACUGUCCUCACCAUGAAGAAGCUGCCCAUCACCUAUAGCAACAGGAAGGAAAACAAGGGGGGCUACCUGUGCCACUCCUGCGCGGAGCAGCGCAUCGGGCCCCUGGCGUUCCUGACGGCCUCCCCAGAGCAGGUGCGCGCCAUGGAGCGCACCGUGGAGAACAUCGUGCUGCCCCGGCACGAGGCUCUGCUCUUCCUCGUCUUCUGAGGCCAGGGCGCACGUUCUCCGCAGUGCAGAGCAGCUGGCCGAGGACCCCGCGUGAAGAAAGCCAGCGAGGGGGCUCCCGCUCCCUGAGACUCUGGGUUCACCCACAGCACUUUCUGAGGAAGAGGACACCAGCCCAAGCUGGACCUGCCAUUUCUCCACUCCCUACAGACAGCCAGUCUCCACUUGCCUCCGCUCCAGACAUAUCUGGUCGGGGAAGUGGGGGAUGUUCUUUUGAUAAAAAAAAAAAAAACAUUUUAUGUAUUUAAACUUUUAUUACAAGAUUUCAAUUAAACAGGCACCAUAGCACUGGCA